Molecule: messenger RNA, 14334 nt
Organism: Petromyzon marinus (sea lamprey)
Lineage: Eukaryota; Metazoa; Chordata; Hyperoartia; Petromyzontiformes; Petromyzontidae
Source: RefSeq, a predicted model, not a curated record
AGCAGCGGCGGCAGUGCGUGACGCAUUUAAGGCGGCGGAGGAGGAGUUGGAGGUGGUGUUGGUGCCGUGCCGAGGUUCGUCAAUGCGCACAACAGCAGCAGCAGCAACCCGGCAUCGUCGGUGGCGUGCAGCAGCCCUCUGUUCCGGUUGAAACCUGAGCUCUGUGAAGCACGAGGGGUUCGUGGUCUGCCGACCGGGCGCAAGCCGACCAACUGACCGCCCGCCCGACCCGCAAAUGCCGGGCUCUACACCAGAAGGCUACAUUCCAGCUGGUACCGUGCAGUUGCCCGCAUAUGCUUGUUCUGCCAAGGAAAUUCUGAACGAGGCAGGGUGGAACAGGCAUUUUGCUCGACUUGCAACACAAAGCACUGACGGUAUAGGUCGUAGUCUGCAGAAUUUAUUUUUAGCAUGGGGAGGUUGGCAGCCCAUUUGGAAAUAGUUACACAUUUCUCAAACAUAAUAACAAUUUGUCUCAGUUGCGCAUGUCUUUAACGUGUGAACGUUUGGCACCCUACUGCACAGGUGCCCCAUGGUCGUAGCGAAAGCGCGAUCGCGCUUUUGGUCACACCAGUUUGAAAAAAACGCGGUGGAACGAUAGCGCGUGCGAACGCCUUUCGUCAGGGUUCCAAGGCAAUGCACUUCGCUUCCACGCAUCGUGUUCCUGAUGCAGCGGCGUACCAAGGUGGCGACAUGACAUUGAGAAGGCAGCGCGUGCCGGAGCACAUCCGGAUGCGCACGAGGGAGUUCGGCGAGCGGGAUCUUCUUGCGAUGGAAUUAUCGCGCUGAUGCGCAGAUUCUACCUCCCACCUCGUCGUGCCUGGUGCGGACCCUGUACUGUUUGACGCUCCCGUGGACGGACGGUUUCUGCUCUCCGGUCGAAACUUGGUGCUUCCCGUUAUUUGCACUGCCUACCGCUUUGCGGGCACUCUCCGUUGGCGCGCGGAGGAACUUUGCGAACGCGUGAGCUUUGGACGCUAACGGUCUGUUCGUGUUAGUUUUUUUUUCCUCUCUUCCCCAAGUGCCUAAGUGAGCCGUCGCCCACGGCGAGCGAGUGCUGGCUCCGCUGGUGGUUACAAAGAAAGUCUUGGGUUAAUCCUGAAACCGCGCGUCCGUCAAUACACAUUCUGGUGCAGUACUUACAACAAAAAUACUGCCUGCAUAUCAGUGUUGAGAGGGGGGGGGGGGGGGGGGGGGAAGGGCCCCGUUUUUUAAAAUAUAAACAAAAACGCAAUCCUGAGGCUCCUUGAUAAAGUGCUCAAUUGUGGGAAUCGCUUCUGUAGCUCUAUUGCACAAGACCCAUCAAAGCAUAUCGCUAAAGGUUACUUUUCACUCUCCAUUUAACAAGAAAGAUCAUACCAUCGCAAGACAGGUUUAAAGUUCUAUCGAUAAAAACAACCUUAUCAAAAAAAAUAAACGAUCACUGUGAUAUAACAAAACAACACCCAAGAGAGAAAAAAAAAACCGUCCUGCAGCUUCAAGUGCCUGUUUGGAGCCUUUGCUACAGUAACGUCGAUCACGUGGUUCAGGAUUUUAUCAACUCCAUCUGGCUGGGAUGAGCAUGCGCUGACAAUACCAACACACUGCUCAAGUGAGUGCCCACUGUGCCAAGAAUAACUUGGAGAGGCAAUCGCGUAGGAUUUAUCAACUCCUCUCGUAGGGAAUCCUACGUAUUGUAGAGGCCGACGAACGGACGUGACUUUCAUCUUGCACGACGUCCUAGCGGCAUCGCAAAGCUUUGCGUGAUCGUGGCCUCUACCGCCGUUCAAGAGUUGCCGCCGAAUCGACGAAACACCCACGCGACGAACCUUUUGAAGCCGAGCGUUUUGUAUUUUUAUUGAGCGCGCCGGCUGAACUGCACCCACCAAGUGCCUUCUUGCCUUAUCAACCCGGCGCAGCUCUCUUCACUGGCACGACGUCGGCCUGACGAACCGGAGCGGCCCUGACUUUGAGCGCAGUGCUUCCCCCGACGGCUCGGCGGUUAGCGUCGGGGACGACGGGGCGUUGGUGGGGUGGAACUGCGGGCGGCCGGGCGGGUGCACGCACGGUGGAGGAGGGGAGCCAUGCCGUGGCCGCAAGCCGUGCUGUCGUCGCGGCCGGACUCCCACGCCUUCCAGGAGCGGCGCCUGUGCCUGGCGGAGGCCGUGAGGGUCGGACGCUCGGUGGCGCGGUGUCGCGCGGCCACCAACAACGCGACCUUUGACUGCAAGGUGUUGUCCCGCCACCACGCGCGCCUGUGGUACAGCGACGGCAAGUUCCUGCUGCAGGACACGCGCAGCAGCAACGGCACGUUCGUGAACGGGCAGCGGCUGGGAAAGAGCGGCGAGGAGAGCGCCCCCUACCAGCUCUACUCGGGGGACGUGCUGCAGUUUGGCGUCGACGUAACGGAGAACGCUCGCAAGGUCACUCACGGCUGCAUUAUCACCAUGGUGAAGCUACUACUACCAGAUGGAACGGAGUACAAACGCAGGCCUGAGGUGGACAGCGCAUCUGUCAAGCCGGAGGCAAACUCCUCCACCACACUCAAACUACAGGACCUUCACCAACUGUCCCACUACCUACAGGAGGCCCUCUAUCGUGAGCAGCUCCUGCACAAGAAGCUGUCGGCACUGCAGACCCUGCUGCAGAGCGCGCAGCGCGCGUCCGACGAUGGCUGGCAGGCUCUCAUCAUUGAGGAUAAGCUGCUAUCCCGUCUGGAGACACUGGAGAACAGACUUAUGGCCUAUUCCAAGCAGACUCUGUCGGACGAGUGCCUCCGCAAGGAGCUGGAGCUGCUGCAGUGCGACAAGGGGCAGUACGAGACGGCCGCCAAGGAGGCGCUGAGGCGAGCGCUGCAGGACAAAGUGGAGGCCCACGAGAAGCUCGCCAGCGCGCAGUGUGCGUUGCGCUGCUCGGAUGAGGAGCUCGUGCACCUCCAGGCCGUGCAGGAGGCGUCGCGGGCCGAGAUCAAGGAGCUCGCGCUGCAGAGAGAGCGGGCGGCACAGCGUGUGGCACAGCUGGAGGAGCAGCUGCAGGCCGCUCUGUGCGAGUCCGCGCUGAAGGACGAGUCGUCGCAGGAGGAGCUGGAGCGACGUCUGGCCGCCAUGGAGACGCACGAGAGUGCCCUCCUCACCCGAAUCGAGCAGCUGACGACGGAGAACGACCGCACGCGCGAUCUUCUCGCUCAGGCGCACGAGCUGCUGAAGAACGGCGGAAGGUAUCCACGUGACGGGGACAUUGACGGAGAAGAGACCGAGACGGAAGGCGACACGGAGCCCUCGCCAGACAGAAGAGACAAAGAGGAAUGCCUUUCUACCAUCCUGGAAGAGCCAGAAGACAUGCGAGGCUACUCGCAGGAUGGAGAGGCUGGGACAGCUCGCAGCCAAGCUCAGGAAGACAGCUCAGUGGUCUCCUUCUCGGCACGUGAGGUCCUCCUGGAGCUUCUGUCCGCCCAGCAGUGCGAGGACGGCGACGCGGACGCGGGCGGCGGCGGCGGCGAUGGCGCGACGACCUUGGGCCCCCCGUGGCUGCGGCCGGGGCCGGGCGAGGAGGGCGAGGGCCCUGGGGAACCCGCGGCGAUGCGGGCCCGCCUGGCGGACACGCAAGAGAUCGGGCGAAUCUUCACGGCGAGAUGCGGCGAGCUGGAGGCAAUGCUGGAGGAGGAGCAGGAGGCGAGCACGCGGCAAGCAGAUGUCUCGUCAAAGUCCAUCCAGAACCUGCAGGCCCAGCUGGUGUCCCUGCGCGAGGAGCUGGAGUCGCUGCGGCGCGAGAAGGAGAGCGAGCUGCAGGAGGCGCGGCGCGAGCUCACGCAGGUGCUGGAGCAGGCGCGCACGCUGCGUCACGUGCUCGAGGACACGGCCACCGAGCGCGAGAACGACAUCGCCAUGCUGCAGGAGGAGCUGGGCCGCCUGCGCACGGAGCUGUUCCGACAGCAGCAGAACAAGUCGGAUUCAGAGCGGCCGCGCAGCGCUGAGCACGGCUUCACGGACUCCACGCGCCUCCGGGGCCACGUGGAGAGGCUGGAGGGAGAGUGCCACGGACUGAGGGCAGAGUGCGAGGAGCUGCAGCGAGAGCGCGAUUCCCUGAGGGAGCAGCUACACGGCCUGCACAAGGAGAUACAAAGUGCCCGCGUGGAGGAGCAGGAGCUGCAGGAGGUGGUGAGCGGCCUGCAAGCCUCACGAGACUCUCUGGCGUCACGACGGAGCGCAGGCCCGGACGCCGACGCCGCCGACGCCGCCGCCGUCAGGGACGCCACCCCUGAUGGUGCACGCGACGAGAAGGGGAGUUCGCUCGGCGACGGUGCCGAGGAGCCGUGGCGAGCCCCGGGGGAGACCGCGCACACGGAAGCGGCGCCCGCGGACGGCUCGGAGGCCGGUGGCGGGGAACUCCAGUUGCAGCUGCGGCAGGCGGAGAGCGUGGCCGAGUCUCUGCAGAAAAAGUGCACGGAGGCACAGCUGGAGCUGAAGGCACUGCAGGAGCGACACCAGGCCACCGAGCAGGAGACGCGCGGUCUGCACGAGGAGCUGGAGCUCUGUCGCGAGAAGCUCGAGAGAUACCGCAAGGUCAAGCAGAAGGCCUGGGCCGGUUGGCUGCCUCUGAUGGCCAUGGUGGUUGGCAUUGCGGUGUCCGUCCUCUACCCAACCAUGGAGUGACGGUGUUCGGAGCUUCCUCGCUCGCUCGCACAAAGAGACUCCCAGGCGCUUGGGCUGAUCUGCACGGUUGCCCCAUUGUCGCCACUCCCCCCGCGAGGAUCUUUCUACGGAUCGCAUGCCGAUACCUGGAGGAUCACAUGGGAGCUGGUGGUGGUCGAUACGGAGGUGGCGGCGAGUCGCCUCUUGUAGCCUUUGUGGAUCGAGGUCCGUGGGAUCCGGAGCUAGGGAUGAGUGGUACGAUAGUGAUGGAGGGGACAACCUGUGGAUUUCAAUAGAAAAGAUCUGGGCAAUCAUCCUGAACACCGGGCCUCUGGAAGAGCAUCACUGACGGUCAUAUCAGAAGAUGCACUUCCUUCACAGCCCCGUCAUAUUUAUGCCAUUAUAUGUGUGGCUUUGAUGGCUGCAUUGUUACACUUGUGCGUGAGUGCGUGUGUACGUGUGUUUUAUUGGACUGACCUAGUGCCAUUGGUGAACAGAUGUACAUAUGCUAAGGACGACGGGAUGUUGUUGCUAGUCGCAGAGGGCAACACAAAUUGUGUUGCUUGUGCCGCAGUGACAAUACGUGCAGGUGUACGUGUGUAUGUCGGACCCAUUCAGGUUACCCGUGUGCUGCAGUGUUGCUGCAGAUUUCGGGCACCGGGAUGAUGUCCGAGGUGAGCUUUGGUUAGCCCUGGUGAACUUAAUGUUGCAACUGAUCACGUGAGGGUUCUAAUGGCGCACUACAGACAGCAGCAACGGGGGGGGGGGGGGGGGGGAGAAGCAUCGACAUUGGCAUCCAGGGCUCUGACGUUCUGAAAGCCUCCAGCUUGCUGGCAUUGAACGUCAACUUCUACGGCAAAAGCACAAACUAUUUUGUACAAACUUUACCUAUUUGUUAGUUAUCAUUCACCGAGUUACGUUGCAUCGUACAAUACGUCGGGGAAUGAUUCACAUUUUCUGAAUGCUAUUUAAAUAAAAUGAAUACAAAUAUACACUUUUAUAACAUUUAAGGCUUAAUGGGCAUUUGUGCGCAUGGAUAUUAUAUAUAUAAGCAAUGGCUUUGCAUUGGAAAAUCUUGUGCUCAAAGCAGCAGUGGUGAAUGGCAAAUCGCUGGGAAAAAAAAAGUUCAAAUAAUGGCAUUGUGAGGGCAGCUUUGUACCUGUAGCGCUCUUCUCUGCAAAUGUCUCUCACCGUUACCCGGUGAACCCUAGCUUCUCUAUCAGAUACGCCACACGUUGUUGAAGCUGAAAUGCAUUGAAUUGUGUUCGGAUUGCAAGUUUGCCGGAGGUUGGAGAGAAGUUGAGAUGGUGUCGUAUGGCGCAUGCAUAUCGAAUGUUUUAAAUGGCUUUGGCCCACUGUUGAUUAGUCUCUUGCGAGAGUAAUUAUUUAAAUCCCCAUUGUAGGAUUUCCCAUAUACCAUUUCUCCCGACUCGCCACAAAAUAUGUCUGCAAAUUUACCACUUUACCUCCAUCGAAUACAAAUGAAGUCAUUGCGUGGUGCCUGCACCAGAUGAUUGCUAUGGAGAACACUGAUUAAUUUGAAUCGGUGCUGUGUACAUCAUAUGGGUUACACACACAUGUAAACAAUAUCUCCAACUUAGUUUGGAUCAAUGCUGUACAGCACGCAGGAGGACUUGUAUAGCAACCAUGUGCACCAUGUGCACUUGGAAACGAUAGCUGUCUCACUGAAUGGAGGUAGAUUCCCAGUAAACAUGACAUUUGGGCAUAUGUUGGCAUGCGGUUGGAACUGUUCGGCCAACAUAGGCCCAAUGUUUACUGGGUUGGUAAAGUUGGAAAGACGCACCAUGGUGGGUUUAGAGAAAUCGAGUUCAUGAAACCCCGUUCGAAGCGAAGGAUUGACUCUUACUGGUUUAUCCGUACAUUUGGUUUUGUUGACCUGACAGUCCUACGAAAUGCCUUGUUGCAAAGUUUCACUCAUGGUUCACAAAAUUAAAAAGAAAAAUGCCCCACGCACAGUGCUGUGAGGCGCAGUCUGUAAGGGCGAGAGCGUGGCGCCCACCCAGCCUGUUGUGCGCGUUUCCACGGCUGAGGUUUUCACGGUUUGUGCACUGUAAGUCUCCGCUGUGUUUUUGGGUCGUACCACCCGGAGAAAAAACGUCGGGCACCAUGCCGAACAACGCGCGGCACAACCCGAAAACACAUCGAAGAGUUGCUCUCAACGUUCUGUCCCCCCUUUCCCAGGCCUGAUUUUCAUGCUCAGCUCCUCAAGCUCCCGUUGAUGUAUUACACAGCAAUUGCUUUUGAUGGGGUAUAGUAGCAAAGUAUUUCCUCCGGCCUUAAGAACGCUUACCAAGUUGUGAUGUAAUGUCUUAAUCAGAGGGUGGGAGGAAUUAUUGAACAAUAGAGGUCAAUUUUGCAGCCCAAGGAAAUAAAAGUUAUUGCCCUGUGAUGAAAAAGCAGUCAUGAUUUGUUCUCUAACACCCUUAAGGCACAGUUUGAAGUUAAUUCUUAUGGAGGUCAGGGAAGUGCAUUCACAUACUGGUUGCCAUUUUAUUUUUUUGCCUAGCAACUGACCAUGCAUGUUGCAUAGGAUAUAUUAUUGAACAUGAAUACAGUGAUACGAAUGAUCAUUCAAAUUAAAUCCACUGGUAAUAACAACUCUAAAUGAGUUAUUUAAAAACACAAUAAACCAUACACUUAUUAUAUCUAUGUACGUUACACAAGAUUAACGAAAACAUUUAUUUGUGCAUAUAAAAUCAUAUGCAGAUUAGGGGCACUGGAAAAAAAAACUAGCAUAUUUAAAUGUGGCCUAUAUUCUGUUAAUGUUUCUCUUGAUGAUUUUUCAAAGGUUGCUUUCAUUUGCAUUAAAUAUGGACUGCUUAACAUUGGCUUACAAAGCGCGUGGUUAGCAUGUUUUGAUCCAUCCAAUGUGGCCAUUGGAGGGUGUUCGAGUUCUUGCUGCAUAUCAUUACAUAUGCUAAACGAUUGUACGAAUUCUACGAAGCUGCUGCCUUCUCUCUUGGAUGUGCUCAUGGAUUUGAUAGUCUUGUUUGGCGGGGGCAGGGGGGUGUGCAUAAUUUGGUCAAUAUUUAUUUAAGGACGCCAAAUGGAAAAGCCGCUUUGAUAUUGCAUAUAAAAUGUGGAAUCGAUAUACGGGAGCAACUGAAUUUACCAUAGGUCAUCGCUUAAAAGACGAGCAUUGUGGGUAUUGUCAGCCUUUGUAAGGGACGGCUAUUUGUGAUUCAAUAGAAAGGGCCUCGAGUGUGUUGCUAAAGCGGGUGGAUCUAAGCCUCUUUUUUUAAUUAAAACGACCGCCUUUCAGUGACCACAUUCUGUUGAACUUGCUACAGUAUGUGGGGCUCGAUUUCCAUGUUGGUGAAAGACCGCCUGUUUUUUUUGGUUGUCAAAUAGUGGGCAAAAAAGCGGCCCCUUUUCUAAGGGAAAAAGUGGUACUUUUUGUCCCAAAACCAGGUGAAAAAGUCCUGGGAAUCAAGCCCCUUAUGACUCAAUGAACGAGGCAUGUAAAGUUUGACAUGAGAACGUGCUUGAUUACACGGGCUUUCUAAGCCAUUCAUUGGCCCUGCACUUGAGAGCGGUUCCGGUUGCGUGUGGUUGAGGAAACCUGUGAGAACGGCUCCAUGGUUCCUCCAUUUGUACCUUGAUUGUGUCGCAGGUGGUACACUGCGGCUGUUCGAAUGCAGACAUUUCUCAAGGUUACACAAUAUUCGGGGACGCUGUCGUAUUUGCAGUGGUUUGCACACUGGAUUUUGCAAUCCAGAGGUCACCGAUUCAAUCUCCGAGCGUGGCAGUUGAAACAAUGGGCAGGUUUCUUCAUUUCCCUGCAUGCCCGCAUCUCUAUUCAUCCAUCAGCAUUAGUGGAUACACCACAGUGAGUUGCUCGACAAUGUCGCGUUUGGUGGGAUAAAGUGUAGGUACUGGCCAGCAUAGAAUAGUAGGCUAAUAUAUCCUCCAGAGGGGCUCCUCAAGAACUCCAUCUGGUGGAGGCCGUUACGCUUAGCGGUGGCGUGAGCGAGAUAUUUCCAGGGCUGCACUUUGACCUUUUACACGCAUUUUAUCUUAGACGUGUUCCAAAAGUGGAGUCGUGAAAAACACGUGACGUUGAAAAUCGGUCACAAAAUCAAGUGUGUGAAAAUUCAAACGGCAGUUGCCCUGUCCUACAUUUGUGCAUCGGCCUUUCGUAUGCAGAAACAUUGAAGGGAAAAUAAAUGUGUGUUUCGUCAAUUUACUUUCCCAUAAACCUCAUUGCCAGCUGGUCUUUUAAGUUCAACUCCCAGAUUGCAUUUACCCUUGACCUCACGAUGGCAUUCAUGUGCAACUGAUAUUGAAUUAAUUAGCAAUGUCGUUGGAGCUAACGAGUGGAGAAGAUGGUAAAGGGGAGAAUGUAAGAAUUACAAAGAAGGAUGUUGAAAUGCAUAGCCCUGUAUUUUGACCUUUCGCACCGUACGUAGCCAACCAUGCUAAUCGGAGGUGCCUGUAGAGUUACUGUGACACUUGAGUUUUUUUAUCCUCUUUCUGGCUAACCGCUUUUUUUUCUGAUCCAUAUGUCCUCUGGACCCACACUCUUAACCGGGCCAUGGUGUUCCCAUAAAUCCACCGCUAGUUGCUUCAGUACAAGUUAACGUGUUUCAAAGUAAUCUCUAGCCUGGCGUUUGUACUCACACCGCCACUGACAGGGAAAGUCGUACAUUUGACACGCUGAAAGUGGUUAUGAAGCCGUCGGGGAGUGAGUGUCAAUGGUUUCUGGAAAUACAAUAUAACCUUGGAGCCUACUUUUCACUCUGAUUCACGUCACGAGGACAAGCUGUGCCAUUCUAAGAGAUGGACUGUAAUGUAGAAAUGCAUUAAAUCUCACUUUGUUCACAAAAUCCAGUAAAAAAAAAUAUAUAAUCUUCAAGCACUGUUUGUCAAACACUGUUCUGUGUUGAGAGCGGUAGUGUUGGCACGGUUAGCACGCUGCACUACGAACCCGACGACCAGAGUUCGAUUCCUGCUCGUGGCCACCACCGGUGAUCAUUAUCUGAACCAGUCAUGGGCCUUCCCUAGGUCCACUCAGCCUCAAAUGAGUUCCCGGUGCUAUGUGUAAACAUAGCUACUCUGGAGACAAAGGCGGCCGGGCGUGGUGCUGUCCACCCGCCCCCUCGUGUGCCGUGCCGGCCUUCAUAGGUGACCGGUAACAGCACUUCCUUCAACGGUCUGUUCAGGCUAUACGGGGGAUCUUUGUGCUGAGAGCCAUACUUCACCUGUGCUUCAACAACGAGUAACGUAGGGGGGUUGUCACCACUGGCAUUGAGCAGGGUUUGGUGGUGGACAUUGGUGUGUGUGUGCGCUCUGGUGCCUUUCCACAGCAAGUUACGCGCAGUCUGAAAACUGAGGUUCAAGUCAAGAACAAACGUGCUCAUUAACAAAUAAUACACAUUUUAUGUUCAAGACACAGAUGCGUGUAGUUAAAAAUUUCAUUCGGAGUCUGCAAUAAAUUUCAUUGCAAACAAAUCGUUUUGGAUAUAACCGAGCCCAACACUUUUUAUGAACACACAUGAUGAUUCAGAGGAUUGCAGGAGAAGGGGGUGAUCCGUAAUACGAGGCCGCUCUGCCCGUGGUCGUGCGGUGGCAAUUUUCGGCACGCCGGCGCCGUUCUCCGCUUCGGGGACAACGCGCCAGCAUCUCGCAUUCCGCACUCCGCAGAGGGCAGUGGAGCGUGGUUUACUCACGCGCAGGUGCCGCGUCGCGAUCACUGCGUUCGCUGGGCUUAACGGUUGGGCCGUAAUUGGUGGGUGGGUUGCUGCGAAAAAAGUUGGUGAUGUGCAGGAAUUCGCCCUGUCCCCGCGGUGCGGGAGAAUGGAAUUGGCGUUCGCGUCGCAUUUGCGAGCGGCGGAGCAUCGCUUUGCAGGUAUGCCACAGAUCUGGCCGUGCAUGGUACUGGGAUUAACGCACCGGACAAUGUUGUACUGUUUCCUGAAAUAUACAACGUAAUGUAUUUCUGUGCGCGUGUGUGUGCGCGCGUGUGCAUUUGUGUGCGGGUACAUAUUAGCAUAUAAAACGCUUGUGCAUACUAUAAAUACAUGUACAUACUGUAUAGAAUGCAGACUGGCACACAGCUUCAGUAUUGUACCGCUAAUUGUAUAUGUGUAAUGUAUAUAAGAGAGGCGGUUAAAACAAUAUCAAAUGAAUGGCAUUCGGCAAGUAAAUCCUCGGGCCGUGGUGUAGAGAAACCCAUAGGAGCGUCUUCUGAAGUAGCUUUCUGAUAUUCGCGUGAUGAGAGGUUUGGUGUUUUGUUGGAUUUCCAGAAGAGAUGCCAUAUGAAUUUGUGACGUAACUCUUAGCGGCACAUGUACAGCCCAUGCAUCAAUAUCGCACCCUGCCGCGGAUUUGAAAGUGCGGGGCGUGGGGAUUGUUUGACCAUAGUUCACCGUGCUGGUCUCAAGGCGGGGAGCACAGACAGUGAGUGCACAGUACAACAAUGAAUGUUGCUGCACUGCCCUACGCUGCACACGCCGUAUAGCUCCACAACGGCCUAUAACAACCCAUCACGCGUGGCGGUCACCCAUGCAUGCAAUGUCCAGGCAAAACCCUGCUUGGCUUCUAAGGUCCAACAAGAUCGGGUGCAUUCUGGAUGAGUCAAUCAUAGGUAUCAGUGGUUUCUCGGGAACGGUGAUGGAGAGGUAAUCAAGUGGCUGAGGAAGUCGCAGCGCUAAGUUGAUGGAGUGAUCAUUUUGACAGAUGCGCAUUGCACCUUUAUAAUAACAAGAUAGAGACCACGGAGCUCACAAUUACUGCUCAAUUCAUCUACGGGUGUCUCAAAAAGUACGUGUGGCGUCUUCUGUCACGGUAAUUAUAUCUGCAUAAACUUGCUGCGCUUUACAUAGAAAUUACUAAAUAAAAUAUAUAUUUUGAAUGCAAUUUGAGCCGGAGGGUACAUUCAGCAUUUUGUAAAAGAAUCAACAUCUAUUAGCCUCAUUUAUAUUGUAAUAUAGAGAUCUGAACUCCACAAUUAAGUCAUGCUGUGCAUAAGUGUCAAAAUGUGCCAUGUACGUUUUUUUUAGGAUGUGGUAGCACUGAGUAUUUUAAAUAGAGUAUUUGGUUCUUUAGGUAUAGUCACGUAGGUAUAAAAUACAAUAAAUCACGACGUUUCGAUCGCAACACAAGCGGUCGUCCUCAGGCGGAAUAAAUAUGUAGUUCAGCAGUGGAACUGCUGAAUCUUGAUCUGUUCAGCAGUGGAACUCUAUAUUACAGUGGAACUGCUGAACAGAUCAAGAUAAAAAAUAAUCUAUUUGGCAACCAGAAUGUACGACGGGCAUUUCCAAAGCUGUGUUUGUUAACAAAGUAAUGCAUAAAUAAUAAUGUGAAUGUAACUUUGACCAACACACAACAUAACUCACUGCCACGAGCAUAGAAAUGACUGCCACGAGGCACUUCCAUCGGUGCUUUGGCCCUGACUAGCAUCUGAACAUCAAUAAUACAUUUCGGCAAAAAGGCAGCAACAAAAACCCUAGGAUGUCACACUUCAAAGACACCGAAAAUAAAUGAGUAAUCACGUCAUUACAGUGUUUUGAAGUGUGCAGCCUGUGUUGUUUAUCCUUCAUCACGGUGCCGCAAGUGUAAUAACCUUAAGGGUACGUUUGAAAUUUAUCAUCAAAUCUCAUUUUGUAGGUGGGUUACGGUGAUGCCAAAUUAUUCCAAUGCUGGGAGGCAGCUCGCAGGGAUUUUGUGCCCACACACAAACAUUUCCCAACUGCUAUAAACGUACUAAUUAUAUUUUACGCAGCUUCAUAAGUUCCCCAGAGGCAUGUCAGAAUAUUCCCAUAGAAACAUAAUGAGUGUCCAUUUUUUUGAAUAGCUUUGUUCAAUGUGUGUGUGUAAUGGCUUGUAAAUGUCAGACUGGGCCAUUAUUUUGACCAAUUCUACGGGGAGUUAUUUAGUUUGUUAUGAAAAUGGAAACGUUACAUAAGCAACUUUGGGGGGCAUUUGCAAAGUGUUUGCUUUACUUUUCCCUAUUGUUUACAAAACCAUGUCAAUUGUCAGACAUCCUCAUCAUCAUGGAAAUACAGUGAUAGCUGUAUCCAUUCAUCCCCCACGGUCACUGCGCGGACAGCUCUAGGUGUGUUCUACCUCCUCCUUGCCUGGCCCUCGCCCUCGGAGAUCAGCUGGUUAUAGCCCAUCCAGUCUCUGACGUUGUGAAGCCAGUGACGACACACCAAUCAUCAGUCUUAUCAAUACAGUUUAGAGCCGUGACUGAAUUGUACUUUGCAACAUGUAUCAAUUUACAUAUACUACAUAUAUAUUACAACGUGCAUACAUUAAUUACACAUUUGUGGAGAAUGUCAAAUAAAUGACCAGAGAAUACACCUUUGAGUCACCCUUGAGAAAGAGCCGUGUUGCUCAAUGGGUUAUUUGCUCGCAUAAUAAACUUCAGAUGCUUCGAGUAAUCACUUUCCAUAUCUGCCCCGCUACACAAAAGAUACACGAGUAUUUUUACACAUACCAUCGGCCACAGUCUUCUGGGAGUGAAUUUAUACUUUAUGCAUCAUUUGUUUAAAACAAGAAAACUCUAGACUGGUUUUCAUAUUCAGUGUCUCAUCAGCAGUCAGGGUGGAACUGCCUUAUGUUUGAUCAUUAUUCGUAUCAUAUUGUGUCUCAAGGUCCAACAGCAUUGUUUUGUUUUGAAAUCAAAUCAAGCAUAGAAGAUAUGUGAAACUCAUGCUGUUGCAUGUGUUGUUUAUUUCCAUAAAGAUGUAUACUUUCGAACUGGGGAAGCUCUGGAGUUUUGUGAGACACUAAUAACCCUUUGACUCUGAAAUUUUUACUGUCUUUUAUAUUUUAUGAAAGAUCGCAUUGUUAAGCAUGUAGUUCUGAAGUCUGUCUCUUAUUAUCAUAUUGGUACAAUAAAAAAACACGUACUUGGCUCUUCCUCUGUAGAAUAGCAGCAUACUGCAAAGGCUCUCAGAUUUCAGGCUACACCAUCCACUGCAGCCCAUUUUUCCAAUCUCAAAAAUCGAACUCUCUAUGGACUUUGCGCAUCAUUACUCCCUAUUCAUAUUGAAUGAUACCGGAUGACAUGGAAACAUUGAACCAUGAGGAGUGGGGACUGAAGUUUGAUGAUACCAGGCAGUGUGCCGAAUUAGAAAAUAUAUAUUUUCGAGGGAAGCCAAACAAGUAGGCAGGGUCAUUUUGGAAUAAAUAUCUACCCACAGGGGAGUCACGUGGUUGGUAAAUGGUUGUGGUGGAUCACUGGUGGUGGGUUAAAGUGUGGGCAUAACUCCAUAUAUUUUAUUUCAAAGAGUAGUCUCGCUGCUUGUGAUCAAUGCUGAACAAUCUACACACAUGGCAGGGUAUCGCGACAUGCGUGCACCGCUGGGCAUUUCGUUGUGUGAAAUUAUUUACAGAUCCGAACACGGGCGUGCUUUGGAAAAAGGCCGAUGCAUGACACGAGUGGUCGUGUGCGGUUGCUGACGUGUGUAAGGAACGGGCAUAUUAUCAAAGUGGCUUUGCAGUCUGGCAGGCUGAAAUCGCGUGUUGCCUUAUGGGUUGGUCUGUGUUGCAACGCUUCUUGUUUGACGGCGCUUGAAUGUCCGCGGCGAUAAUCCUGGGAUUGUAAGCGCCUUCAGGCUUCGUUGAGAUGCAUCAAGACUCCAGCAUAAUUUGCCAAUCCUUUAUUAUUGUCCGUUUGGCCUGUUGUUGAUGCCCAUGUAUGUAUCGUGCGAAUCAAUGUCAAAAUAAACCCAUUGGUUAUUGUUAUCAUUCGUGACAA